AUGUUUUCACUUCGACCGCUGCAGCGUGCAGCGCCUUCACCUGUCCGCAUCUGUUCAAGUUGCCUGCGGAGGUACUCCAUUGCUUCAACAGUACGACAAAAUGCUAGUGAGAGACAGAAGAAGGUGAUAUUCUCGGGAAUCCAGCCUACCGGAGUACCACAUUUAGGAAACUAUCUCGGCGCACUGCGACAAUGGGUCAAGCUUCAAGAUGAAGCAAGCCCAGAUACUACGCUUCUCUUCUCAAUAGUUGAUCUGCACGCAAUUACCAUAAAACAGGAUCCGAGCGAGUUGGCAAGAUGGAGGAAAGAGAUGCUGGCUAGUCUGCUGGCAGUAGGUCUGGAUCCAAGGAGAUGCAUAAUCUUUGCGCAAAGCAGUGUCAAGCAGCAUGCGGAAUUGAUGUGGAUUCUGAGCUGUGGCGCAAGCAUGGGCUACUUGGGACGGAUGACCCAAUGGAAGAGCAAACUCUCACUCCCAUCCAAUGCCUCCCCUCUCGACCCCUCGAAUAACAAAGACGCCCUCAAGCUUGGUCUCUUCUCUUACCCCGUCCUUCAAGCCGCCGACAUCCUCCUCUACAACACAACCCACGUCCCCGUAGGCGAAGACCAAGCACAACAUCUUGAGUUCACGCGAGAACUAGCCGCCGGCUUCAACCACGUUUACUCCAAAUCACAGCCUCUGUUGACAGUUCCACAAACACUUCUGAGCCCCGCGAAACGAGUCAUGAGCCUGACUGAACCAACAAAAAAGAUGAGCAAGAGCGACCCGAAACCGAAGAGCCGCAUCAUGAUAACAGACUCAAAAGACGAAAUACACCACAAGUUGAAGACUGCGCUGACUGACUCGAUCGAAGGGGUCAGCUAUAGUCCUGAGAGCAGACCGGGUGUAUCAAACCUAGUGGACCUCAUGUAUCAUUUUGAUGAGUCGCUUGCUGUGUCACCGGAAGAUCUAGCAAAUGACCUCAAAGAUUUGAGUAUGCGGGCGUUGAAAGUGAAGGUCGCGGAUACCAUUGAUACAGGCAUUAGCGAUAUAAGGCAACGGUAUGAGGAGUUGAUGAACGGAGAUCAGAAAGAACUAGUCCAGUAUGCGGAAGAAGGCACACAAAGAGCAGAGAAGAUUGCCGAAAGCACUAUGCAGAGGGUAAGAAGCGCCAUGGGCAUGGCAUGGUGA
Alternaria atra is the source of this 1167-nucleotide messenger RNA. RefSeq lists its product as uncharacterized. The transcript has 2 exons. The record is from RefSeq and is a predicted model, not a curated record. Gene Ontology annotation, cellular component: mitochondrial matrix; mitochondrion. Gene Ontology annotation, molecular function: tryptophan-tRNA ligase activity; ATP binding. Gene Ontology annotation, biological process: mitochondrial tryptophanyl-tRNA aminoacylation. Bases 1 to 1167 code for a protein of 388 amino acids. NCBI's taxonomy places the organism in Eukaryota, Fungi, Ascomycota, Dothideomycetes, Pleosporales, Pleosporaceae.